AUUCAAAAUUGUACGCUUGGAAAACAACAAAAGAUUAAUGUCUAUUAGAAUAUGCGGAGCAAUAGCACUGACUAUUAUUUCAUCGACAUUGUAUCAAUGGACACAAACACCGCAAAUUCCAAAAAACAAGUAGACAUAAAUAUUUGAAGAUGGAAGCCGUGAAAAAAGCAAAAGAACGAUUUAGAAAGUACCCAAUUGUCAUUGCGCAAUGCCAUGAAUCUGGAGCUAAGUAUGCUGCAUGUGUAUUAGCAAAGUCUAAUUUGCAAAAAGGCGACUGUGAAAGUGAGUUUAAGGAAUUUAAGACGUGCCUAAUGAGAGCUGCUGCAAAAAAUAAUACAAAACUAUAAAUAAGUAAAACUUUAUUUGUUAUAAAGAAUUUUUUAUUUAAGAAGAAUAUUUAAAUUCUUAAAAA
Messenger RNA from Bombus pyrosoma, 412 nucleotides. RefSeq lists its product as uncharacterized. The record is from RefSeq and is a predicted model, not a curated record. Gene Ontology annotation, biological process: mitochondrial respiratory chain complex I assembly. Gene Ontology annotation, cellular component: mitochondrion. NCBI's taxonomy places the organism in Eukaryota, Metazoa, Arthropoda, Insecta, Hymenoptera, Apidae. The transcript has 2 exons. Bases 150 to 347 code for a protein of 65 amino acids.